AUGCCUUUGGUCAACGAGGAGUACAAGUAUUCAUGCUUCCAAAAUCUUGCUCUAAAUGUAUUAAAGCAAGGUAUAAUUCCUUUCCACGUUGCCUUUAUAAUGGAUGGAAAUAGACGGUACGCGACAUCACGUGGUCUUCAGAAAACAGAAGGCCACAGUCAAGGAUUUUCAAAAUUAUCCGAGGUAACAACAUAUUUUACCUAUAGUUUUAAGGUUUUGAGGUGGUGUUACGAUUUUGGAAUAAAAGAAGUAUCAGUUUACGCAUUUAGUAUUGAAAACUUUAAAAGAGCUGAAAAUGAGGUUUCUUUUUUAAUGGACUUGGCUCUUGAAAAGUUGAACGAACUUGCACAACACAAGGAGGAUUUGGAUAAACAGGGUAUUAGAGUUCGAAUUUUGGGAAACAUUCGAAUGCUGCCAAAGAGGUUGCAGCGUGUUGCGGCUCAGAUCAUGCUCAUGACAAGAGAAAACACAAGGCAGGUUAAUUGUCUACUCAGAAAAGAUUUUUUGAAAAUUUUAGUCCCUUCAAGUUCUUUUGAUUUUAGAGCCACGCUUAAUAUAAUGAUGCCUUACACAACUCGGGAUGAGCUGACUUCGGCAUUGGAUAAUAUUCGCCGUGGUGUGCAAUCGGGUUAUCUUCACGAAGAUGAUAUAUCUCCCGAGGUGAUAGAUCGAAGCAGCAUUCUACGGGAUUGUCGCCCAUUGGACCUUCUAGUGCGGACGUCCGGUGAAGUGCGAUUGAGCGACUUCAUGCUCUGGCAAGCCUCGCGAGCUGCAUCCACCUUCUCUUUUCUCACUGUCCAUUGGCCUGCUCUCUCCUUUUGGCAUCUCGUAGUUGCUCUUCUUCAAUUCCAACUCAAUCGGGCUGCUCUUCUUCCUUUACCAGAGUGCGCACGAUGUCAUCUAAAUCGGUCGAAUUCCGAAGCCAUUACGGUCAAUGGACAUAACGGAAAACAGUACCCCAUCGUAAUUGAUGUAAACGAGAUGAAAGAACGUAAACACCGUCUGGAAGCUUUCUACAGAAUGCUCGAGCAUGUGUACUACGAUGAACUCAUUGAAAUGUCAAAUUUUCCUGAAGAUGCUGCUGACGAAUAA
Molecule: messenger RNA, 1092 nt
Organism: Rodentolepis nana
Lineage: Eukaryota; Metazoa; Platyhelminthes; Cestoda; Cyclophyllidea; Hymenolepididae
Source: the annotation of a GenBank genome assembly